AUGAAGGUCUUCUCUUCAGGCUGCACCUUCGACUACUCAUGGGACGAGGUGUCCACUGCAAACUGGCGCAAGUACUGCCCAUGGAAUGAUAAGUCGACACAUGUUGUGGGCGUCGACACUCUCUCCCGCACUGUUGAUCCGAGCACCGGCAUCCUACGCACCGAGCGUCUUAUCACAUGCAAUCAGUCCGUACCACAAUGGGUUCUCUCCAUCCUCGGGGGAACCAACACCUCCCACGUUUAUGAAAUCUCCUAUGUCGACCCGGCAUCCAAGAAAGUGACCAUGUGCUCCACCAACCUCACAUGGUCAAACGUCCUCAGCGUUCGCGAAACCGUCACCUACCAACAAUGCCCGCUCAACCCGGCCACCACGACCGCAUUCCACCAAGAGGCGAAAAUCACCGCCCUUUGUGGUGGGUGGCAAAAGAUCAAGAACAAGGUUGAAGACGCCAGUGUGGAGCGAUUCCGCGAAAACGCCAAGAUCGGCCGCGAAGGCUUCGAGACCGUCCUGGAGAUGAGCCGCCGCGUCUUCGGCGAACAACGCGAUCUCGAGAAGCAGCGCAUGCAAGCAUGA
Messenger RNA from Penicillium brevicompactum, 573 nucleotides. RefSeq names its product putative mitochondrial protein sorting (Msf1). The record is from RefSeq and is a predicted model, not a curated record. Gene Ontology annotation, biological process: phospholipid transport. Gene Ontology annotation, cellular component: mitochondrial intermembrane space. The coding region runs from base 1 to 573 and encodes 190 amino acids. Gene Ontology annotation, molecular function: phosphatidic acid transfer activity. NCBI's taxonomy places the organism in Eukaryota, Fungi, Ascomycota, Eurotiomycetes, Eurotiales, Aspergillaceae. The transcript is spliced from 2 exons.